Gavia stellata (red-throated loon) is the source of this 1290-nucleotide messenger RNA. It is a transcript of the gene ARID3C, whose product is annotated as AT-rich interaction domain 3C. Lineage: Eukaryota; Metazoa; Chordata; Aves; Gaviiformes; Gaviidae. Gene Ontology annotation, biological process: regulation of transcription by RNA polymerase II. Bases 1 to 1290 code for a protein of 429 amino acids. The record is from RefSeq and is a predicted model, not a curated record. The transcript is spliced from 7 exons. Gene Ontology annotation, cellular component: nucleus. Gene Ontology annotation, molecular function: DNA binding.
AUGGAGAGCCUGCAGCGGCAGCAAGCGGCCCGCCUGGCCCGCGGCCCCGACGGCGCUCCCCGACGGUCCUCGGUCGAGCCCGGCCCCGGGCCGCCGCCGGCCGCUCCCCGCCGCCGCCCGGCCCCCGGCCCGCACCCGCCGCCCACCGCCGCGGGGGAGGAGGAAGAGGAGGAGGAGGAGGAGGAGGAGGAGGAAGAGGAGGAGGAGGAGGAGGAAGAAGGGGAGCCCCGCGACCCGCCGCCCCCCCCGCACCACGAGUGGACCUACGAGGAGCAGUUCAAGCAGCUCUACGAACUGGAUGAGGACCCAAAACGCAAGGAGUUCCUGGACGACCUCUUUGGGUUCAUGCAGAAGAGAGGGACACCCGUGAACCGCAUCCCCAUCAUGGCCAAGCAAGUGCUGGACCUGUACACACUGUACCGACUGGUGACGGACAAGGGUGGCCUGGUCGAAGUCAUCAACAAGAAGAUCUGGCGGGAGAUCACCAAGGGCCUCAACCUACCUACCUCCAUCACCAGCGCUGCCUUCACCCUCCGCACGCAAUACAUGAAGUAUCUGUAUCCCUACGAAUGUGAGAAGCGGGCACUCAGCUCUCCCGGGGAGCUCCAAGCCGCCAUCGACAGCAACCGGCGGGAAGGACGGAGGCAGACUUUUGGCACGGCGCUCUUCAACUACUCACCAGCCAGCACCCCAACCCUGCUGGGCUCCCCAAAAAUGCCUCUGCCGGCUCUUAGCAUCUCCACGCACAGCUGCAGCCAGCUCAGCCAAGUGCAUGCUGUUAAGAAAGAGGACGGCAUGCUGGCGGCAGCAGUGCCAGGGCGCAUCGCUAUCCCGGUGGGACUGGCCGGCCACCACCUCGCAGCAGCUCAAGCAACAGCCGCCUCGCAGGCAGCGGUGCUGGAGCAGCUGCGGGAGAAGCUGGAGACGGGGGAGCCCCCAGAGAAGAAGGUGGCCCUGACCGCAGAGGAGCAGCAGCGGCUGGUGCAACACACGCUGCAGCACAACCUCCUGGCCGUGGCCUCCCAGUUCCCCAUGAACAUCAAGAUCUCCAACCGAGAUGACAGACAGGAGACCGCAUUGAACCUGUCCACCAACGGCAUUAGCAGUAUCAACAUGUCAAUAGAAAUAAAUGGAGUUGUCUACACAGGCGUCCUGUUCGCCCGCCGGCCCCCGGCCCCCUCGGCACCCAGUGGAGGGAGCACCCAGAGCCGGCCGAACACUGUACCCACCCCGAACCCACUGCUCCCAACCCCUUCGCACAGCCACACUCCCGCCAGCACCUCGCUGUAG